AUGUUUUUUCAUUUACUUUUAAAUUCGACAUUUUUAUUUCAGCUGGAUAAUUUACUUCGUUGUGAUGCGAGUACCGAAGACCAACUAAAAAAUGUAACAGUUACAGAUGAUCUUGGUGAAUGUCUUAAGGGGUCGUUUUAUUGCCAGGAAUCUAUCACUGAAGAUUUGGCGGCGAAAAAAGCAAUUUUUGCAAAGCUUGAUGAAAUUGCAGAUAUGAGUACCAUUUUAGCGAGCAGUACUUCCACUAUUCCUGCUUCACUAUUCACUGAAAAUCUUAAAUCUAGAUCUCGAUGUUUAGUUGUACAUCCAAUAAAUCCUCCAAUUUAUAUCCCUCUUGUUGAAAUCGUACCUUCACCUUGGACUUCUGAUGGAAUCGUCAGUCAGACUGUCGAAAUUAUGAGAAGUAUUCGUCAGUCACCAGUUUGCCUUAAAAAGGAAAUUUUCGGGUUCGCUUUAAAUCGGUUACAAUAUGCAAUAAAUGCUGAAGCCUGGCGAUUAGUUAAAGAAGGUAUAUUGUGUCCUGAGGACGUCGAUACGGUCGUGAUGAAAGAUGGUCUUGGUCCGCGUUACGCUUUCUACGGUCCUCUGGAAACCAUGCAUCUAAAUGCGAAAGGCAUUGAAAAUUAUAUAUACAAAUACUCUGAUAUAAUGCGCAAUGUUUUGGAAAGUUUUGGGCCAAUUCCAUCCUUUAAUGAGGCUGAAACGAUGUCGCUUAUUUCUGAAACAAUGAAUAAUCAAAUGCCUAUAACAAAAAUGCGAGAAAAUUUACGAAAUCGUGAAAGAAAACUUGCUGAACUUUGUAAGCUUAAACAUCAGCUCAAUGCGGACGUUCAAAACGGCCUUUAA
This is a messenger RNA of Dracunculus medinensis (Guinea worm), 846 nucleotides long. The record is from the annotation of a GenBank genome assembly. Lineage: Eukaryota; Metazoa; Nematoda; Chromadorea; Rhabditida; Dracunculidae.